AUGACCUCCGAGGCAUCUACGACCACUGAGAUGAAUUUCAGUAUCCUGAGCUCUGCAGCUCCAGUGCUGGCACCACGAGUGGGAACAUUGGCUAUCCCCGGUCGCCAGGCCAUCGCGACGCCGCAUUUCGUCCCACUGACCACGCGGGGUGCCGUGUCGCAUAUUGCGCACGACAUGGUUCGAAAGGGAACCGCUAUCAACAGCCUAUUCAUUGGGCUAGAGGACUUCAUCGAGAAGAAGCACCCUGCCCCGCUGUAUAAAACUCCUGUCGCCCCUGGAGAAUCCCCUUUGAGGCGUUUUAUUUGCGCUCCCGAUGACAUGACAAUAAUCCUUGCGCCGCGACGAUUCCCUUCGAUUCCAUGCCCGCCCACAAAUACCGAAAGUUCGGUUGCGGUAUUGACUUCUGUCGGAUUCCGCCAGCUUUCAGCCCAACAGUACGUGGAGGCGAUCCAAAAGCUUCAGCCCGAUAUUGCUAUCGGCUUGGCAGAUAUAGUCACUGCCAAGCCACCAGGUGCUAGGCGGCGCGGAAAGAUGGUUGACCGAACUCAUGCGUUUACUCGCGAUGCAUUGGCGCAGCUAUACGGAUCUUCUGUGACGGAAGAUAAGAUGUCAAAAGCCGCAUACUUUGCGCCGGUAUUGCCGCUGGAGAAUGCGCAGCAGUCGCUUUACCUGGAGGACUUGGAAACUGAGUUCCGUGAUCAUCUUUCUGGGUUGGCGCUGUACGAGUCCACCUCUCUGGGCUUCAUCCCAGAAACCAUGGGCCACCUUCCUCGCCUAUUGCUCAGCGAGCCUGUGACUCCCCAUGAGAUUUUGCGAGAGAUAUCACUUGGUGCAGAUCUCCUGACUGUACCCCUGAUUGGCGCAUGCUCAGAUGCUGGCAUCGCGUUGGACUUUGUCUUCCCUGCUCAGGCUAGCACGGAAGAAAGUGGCGACCCUCAGCCCCUGGGUAUAGACCUGUGGCCCUCCAAGCACGCAAAAGACACUUCGCCCUUCAAAGUCGGCUGUGAAUGCUAUGCCUGCCGACACCACCACCGCGCCUACUUGAAUCAUCUCCUCGCCGCGAAGGAAAUGACUGCCUGGGUUCUCUUGCAACUGCACAACCACCACAUAAUGGAUCAAUUCUUCGCCGGCGUACGGGAUAGUAUUGAGCGAGGCACUUUUGAAGAGGAUGUCUACGCUUUCAAUUGUGCAUACGACUCAGAACUACCAAGCCGGUCCGGCGAGGGUCCUCGACUGCGUGGUCACUACAUUGCUCCCAGACAGGGAACCAACCAUCCGAAGCGUAUGCAAAAGGUGUAUGGCCGCCUCGACGAUUUGUCGGAGAAAUUCAACGAGUCCCAGUCAUCAGUUGCGACACCUGACACAGACGCGGAAGGUCUUGAACGGCACGGAUUUGCCAAAAAGCUAUGA
Molecule: messenger RNA, 1410 nt
Organism: Penicillium maclennaniae
Lineage: Eukaryota; Fungi; Ascomycota; Eurotiomycetes; Eurotiales; Aspergillaceae
Product: tRNA-ribosyltransferase family protein
Exons: 3
Coding region: 1-1410 (469 amino acids)
Molecular function (GO): tRNA-guanosine(34) queuine transglycosylase activity
Source: RefSeq, a predicted model, not a curated record